AUGAGCGACCCGGUGAUGGCGGCGGACGGGCAUUCGUACGAGCGGUCGGCGAUCGAGCGCUGGCUCGCGACCAAGUCGACGAGCCCAAUGACGGGCGUGGCGCUCGUGCACAGCUUCCUCGCCCCCAACCACACGCUGCGCCGGCAGAUCCGGGAGUGGCAGCACCCGCGACUCAACUCGCCGACGUCGUCCGAUGAUUGUGCCUCAAAGUCAGCCUUCGGAGGCUAUCGUGGGGCUGCCUAA
Emiliania huxleyi CCMP1516 is the source of this 243-nucleotide messenger RNA. RefSeq lists its product as hypothetical. The transcript has 3 exons. The record is from RefSeq and is a predicted model, not a curated record. Gene Ontology annotation, molecular function: ubiquitin-protein transferase activity. The coding region runs from base 1 to 243 and encodes 80 amino acids. Lineage: Eukaryota; Haptophyta; Isochrysidales; Noelaerhabdaceae. Gene Ontology annotation, biological process: protein ubiquitination.